AUGGGUGACAUUAAGGAGCACCAAACGACUGCCGUCAAGUUGCAGUCCCUGAUCAAGGACCUGAUGGCGGUCAACUCUGUGAAAGGAGAGUCGGAGCUGGGCGACAUCGCUGCCAAGGUGAAGGAGCUGCAGGCGUGGCCGACAGUGGCGCGCGUUCUGGAGGAGAGUGGCGUGCCAGAGCAGCAAGCCACCGCUGCCGAUUUGAAGGCCAGCAUCGCUGCCCUCGAUGAGCACGCGAGCAAAAUCUUCUCUGAUGCCAAAAAGGUCACGGGGCAAAUCACUACGUGGGCAAACAACGGCUUCAAGGUUUCUGGCAAUGCCACCCUUGCAGCCUAUGGCAAGCUGUUCAUGUCCGGCCCGGCUGCAGCGCCUGUCCUUCCGCCGGUCAUCAAUCAGCAGUUCCGCCUCUGGAGCUGCUGGGCUGCAGUUUGCCAAGUCGUUUCGUUCGGCCUUUGA
This is a messenger RNA of Effrenium voratum, 456 nucleotides long. Lineage: Eukaryota; Dinophyceae; Suessiales; Symbiodiniaceae. The record is from the annotation of a GenBank genome assembly.